Solanum lycopersicum (tomato) is the source of this 2137-nucleotide messenger RNA. NCBI's taxonomy places the organism in Eukaryota, Viridiplantae, Streptophyta, Magnoliopsida, Solanales, Solanaceae. The record is from RefSeq and is a predicted model, not a curated record.
UCAUAAUUUUGUUGGAGAAAUUAAAUUAUUAAGAAUGGAAGAUGUGAAACUUUUGGGCACAAAAGAAAGUAUAUUUACUCAAAGAAUAAUAUGGGCACUUAAGUUGAAAGGCAUUUGUUAUGAAUUUAUUGAGCAAGAUUUUUCUAGCAGAAGUAGUCCAUUGCUUGUGAAACUUAACCCAGUUUACAAUAAAGUGCCUGUUAUUGUUCAUGAUGGAAAAUCAUUAGCUGAAUCACUUGUUAUUCUUGAGUAUAUUGAAGAAACAUGGCCACUUAUUAAUCCUUUAUUUCCUCUGGAUCCUUUUCAAAGAGCUUCUACUCGUUUUUGGGCUCGUUUUGUUGAUGGCAAGUUUUAUGAAGCAGCUAAGAAGGCAUUUUUCUCCUCUGGAGAAACAAAAGCAGAGGGAGUUGAAUCGGUGGUAGAGGGAUUACAUCUUCUUGAAGGACAAAUAAUUGGGAAAAAGUUUUUUGGUGGUGAGAAAAUAGGGUACCUUGAUAUAAUAACUGGUUGGAUUGCUUAUUGGUUCCAAUAUAUUGAAGAAAUUGGUGAAUUUAAAGCAAUGGAUUCAACAAAAUACCCUUGUUUACAUGCAUGGAUCAACAAUUUCAUUCAACUUCCUAUUAUUAAACAAAGUCUUCCUACACCUGAUGUUGUCAAAUCUGUUUUUAGGGGAUUCAAAGAUGCCGCAGCCUUGGCUGAUGCAAAUUGAAUUAAGAGGUGUUUGAUGCAACGCAAAUUAUUAUUUGUAUAUGAUAAGUACAUAUAUUUUGAGUAGCAUAAGUGUUCAGUAAGUACAAGUCUUGGAGUUCAUAAACGGAAUAAAUUAAAAUAUACUUUCUGGUGUCUGUAUGUUUUGGUUACAUACGUACAAACUCUUCCAAAAAAAUAAAAUGAAAUUGGUUAUGUUCCAUUGAAAAGAUACUCUCUUGUUAGUAAGGCAUCUUUAGUAGAGGCAUUUUAUAUGUGUUUUAGGAAUAUAAACUUAGGUUAAAGCCACUUGAUAGCUGCAUUUUUCUUGUAACAAGAUAGUUGAAUAUUUCAGCUUCCGUUACCUCCAAGAAAAAGCACACAACAUAAAAAAAACAAACAUUUGCCGCUCAAAGAGUCUUUAAUGUGGAAGAAAUAGGUAUUUUUAUGAUGGGAAAAACAGAGGAGAAUAAUGCAUUCGAACAUUUUAGUCAUGGACAUCAAUUUGUUUACAUCAAUAAGCAAAGUAAUGCAAUUUGCUUUGGAUGUAGACUCAAUAUAUUGCCUGGUAAAUUCUACUACAAAUGUGAAAGUACGUGUUCGUUUUUCCUUCAUCAAGAGUGCUUCAAUAUGCCCAAAAGCUUGCAGCAUCCAGUGGAUCCAAUCCAUCGUCUUACUCUACUAACGACAAUACCUUCUUCAUCAAAAUGCAACGCGUGUAGAAAAGAAAUCUUGGGAUUUUCUUACGCGUGUGCCAACUGCUCUACUUAUUAUCACACACUAUGUUUAUUAGCAUUACCUCUUUCGAUUGAAAUGUCAUCUCAUUGCCAUAAACUGGACUUGGAAUUCUGUCCUCCUUAUGAUUUCGAAUGUGACUUGUGCAAAAAGCCUAGUUAUAAAGGGUGGCUUUACCAUUGCAGCUCUUGUGAAUUUGAUGCACAUAUUUCAUGUGCUAUUACACAUACUGAUGAAAGAAAAACAGAGAAAUGUGAUGAGUUGAUGGAAUUACUGUCGAUAUACAUGAAGGGAACGGAGGAAACCAGCGUUAGUCAAGAUCAACUUCAUCAAUAUCAAGCUCAACAAACCCCGAGUUAUCAAUUCAGUGAUCAAUGCUUUUCCAUUGAUCUUACAAAGUCUCAGCAACUAAACGAUGAACAAACCAGAUCAAUGGACACUAAGGAGAAAUCGAAUGUGGCUUAUGUUACACUGGCAAAUGAGAUAGGUUCUGAAGUUUGGAUGGGAUUAGGCAGGGAAAUGGAGAAGGCUUAUCACACAAAUGACUCUAACAAAGAACGUUCGAGGAGUUCAUGUUGUCCAGACAUACUUCAAACUCUGUUUUGUCUAAAGAAGUGAAAAUACAGGAUGUAAACUAUUAUUCUUAAUAUAAAUGUUUCUAUUUGAUGAACUAAUUUUAUCAGUCUAAAGGGAUGAAAAUUAGUUUAGUCUCUUA